AUGGCCCGUACCCUGUUUGUAAUCUCUGCCUUGGCGAUGCUGGUGGGAGCUGUCCAGGUCAAUGCGGAUGAGCUGCCUCACUACGUCACACAGAAGAGCUUCAACGAGGCACAGGCUGAGUGCGCCGUGUAUCUAGGUGUCGCUCAGGAUGAUCUUCAGCGCUACGUCAACAACGGAUACCCGGACGAGGACGUCGUCCGCUGUCUGCUGCGCUGUGUGGCCUUCAACCUGCGCUUCUGGAACCGCACCACCGGACUGCAGGAGUCCCAUUUGGCGAGCCUCUUCGUGCCAUACCCGAACGACUUCCACAACGUGGAGCGCACGGAGGCGUGCCUGGCCCGUAACCAGUACACCUGCGACGAUGACCUCUGCACGCAGGUGUACAAGGCGUUCCAGUGUUACUACCAGAACUACGGUACACUGAGCGAGUGCCCGCAGUUCGUCGUGUCCACCUACCGGGAGGAUCUGCAGGUGGCGUACGACGUUUUCGGAAUGCUGUACGUUUCCAGCCCCGGUCUCCAGUAUCUGGCCGGUGGAUGCUUCCCCAAGGACGAGGAGGCGCUGUGCUUCUUCAGAACGUUCAACCUGCGCGAAGGACUGUACGACGAUAACAGCGGCUGGAACUUGGAGCGUCUGUACCUCCAGUACAACGAGGACGUGUUCCUGCCAAGCAACGCUCUCACCGUCAGCUGUCUGUCGAACCAGCAGAAGCUUGCCUGCAAAAAGAGCAACUGCCAGCAGGCCUGGGACUCGUUCAAGGCGUGCUUCGGGGAGUCGCAAGCGUUCAGCUACCAGGUCAACCAGGUGUUUGUGGAUGCUGCCAAGAACGUUCUCGGACAGCCCGUGUGCUACUGCAACAAGGCAGUGAA
Messenger RNA from Anopheles cruzii, 869 nucleotides. Its product is annotated as general odorant-binding protein 45-like. Gene Ontology annotation, molecular function: odorant binding. Gene Ontology annotation, biological process: sensory perception of smell. NCBI's taxonomy places the organism in Eukaryota, Metazoa, Arthropoda, Insecta, Diptera, Culicidae. The transcript has a single exon. The record is from RefSeq and is a predicted model, not a curated record. The annotation marks the transcript as partial.